GGCGCGACCGAACCCGAAACGCUCAAUUUUGCCCACAAAUUGGUCAAAUUUUCCAAUCAUUUGAAACUCCCUCAAAGAGUUGUAAUGGUAAAGAAAGAAGAGAAUCGAAUAACAUUUUGGAUUCCGACGCGCCACUAAUGAUUUAAGUCUUUCAAAAAAUAGAUUUCUAAUCCAAAAAAUGCUAAGCUAAUAUUUGAAUGUAUAAAAUUAUCUACAUAUCUAUAUAUCCGUAUAUACAGGGCGUUUCGAGCGAACGUGGGAUAUGUCUCUACUCAGCGACACAAUCGAAGGAUAUUUUACAAUCAAAUUGAGCAAUUUGAAGUUGGAAUAUCGGAGAAGAUCAGACAAAUUAAACGAGGUAUUUUCGAAUGAACCGAAAAGGGUAAUUAAAUAUUUUUCAUCGUCGCUCAGUACAAAAAAUCCCGCCAGUUUCACCAGCAAACGCCGCUGUUUACACGCCGAAAAACCGACGAAAAAUGUAUGUUCAUUAUUACAGAGAUCCUUGAAAGCCUACGAGAAUAACAAAUUUAACCAAAAGUGAAACUCGAUACGAAUUCAGGAGGUGGAAUUUCAUUCAGCGGAAGACCAUGUAUAAAUUUUUCUUUACAACAACGAUAAGAAAAUCUACGAUUUAGCCGGUAACAUUUCGAAAUUAUCCGCUAAUUUUCCGCCUGUUUUGAAUAAAAUAACGCGACAAUUUCGAAAUGUUAGCGAACAAAAAUCAACCGCAAGAACACAGUACCCGUUAGGUAUUAACAGUUCAUUAAAAUAUCAAGAUAGAAAUUUAAUUUCAAAUAACAGGUACUUAAUGUAAGGUAUUAGGUACUGUUUUCUCUAUAUUUUUUUACAGUUUAGGCCUCUCGACGCUACUGAUUGUAAAUACACGAAAUUUUGUAGAAAUUUACUCCUUCUAAAACCUAACAAAUCGUCAAGAUAACGCCAGUUGUAAUCGAACGUGCCGUUAACUAAUUCGUUAUUUAAACAGGUCGUUAAAUCGCAACACAUUUAAUUCAUUGACUAAUUGAUUGUUGAAAUUAAAUUCGCACAACUGAAGUCGCGAGACGAUUUUGCAUCGGAGAUUUAAUUUAAUGGGUAAUUCAUACAAAAACUAAUUAAUUACAACUCGAUUUUGCGGUAAAUAGAGAACAACCAUUUAAUCGAUUGCGGAAAAAAUGGAAAGUCCUUCGUUAAAUGCCAGAAAAAUAGGCGCCCCAGUCUUAGGAAACGCUACAGAUUCAUUUAUACAUUACUAAUUAAUUAAACAUAGUUCGAUUGGGGGACUUUUCCGGCUCUACCAGACGAAUUAAAAGAGCGCCGAAUUUUCAUAGAAAGCCGGAAAAAUCCGGCGGAUCGAACGAACUAACGCAAGUUAAAAAUUUUCCUCGAAUAUCACAUGAAAGAACAGAAGUUUGUUUUUUUUUUAUUGCGAACAAGAAUAUGACUUAAAACAUUU
Molecule: messenger RNA, 1453 nt
Organism: Phyllotreta striolata
Lineage: Eukaryota; Metazoa; Arthropoda; Insecta; Coleoptera; Chrysomelidae
Source: the annotation of a GenBank genome assembly